AAAGCGCAUCUCCGUUUCGGGUACCUGAUGAGCAUCGCCUCAGACACGACCCGACCUUCCGACUUUGCUUUAUGGGGAUUUGUUCAAGCACAAUAAAAAACGGAAGCCUGACAAACAUUUGAAGGGAUACCAACUCGACCGCUGGUGUUUCAGAAAUGGCUUUGUCUCUCCGAAGCAGGUGUUUGGUUUUGCUGUGCUUGACAGCUGUUCACUGCGGCCAUGCAGCUCUUCAGCAGUCCUGCAUGGAUAAGCACCAGGUGGUGGGAGUGCUGCGUCAGAUGGAGAAGUUCUUGAAAGGCCAGGAGAUCCGGUUCACAGAAGGUCUCCGGAUCAUGAAGUCAAAGCUGGCGUCGCUUCAGAACUCCGUCUCCAAGUUACCUCAAGCUGAUCAGUCAGCUGCUCCGGCCACCUGCCCCUCCCUGGACGCCCCGGCUCAUGGAACAAAGUUCGGUUCGAAGCAUUUCGUCGGACACGAAGUCCAUUUCGUUUGUUCGCAGGGGUACCAGCUUCUCGGUUCUUCUACGCGGGUUUGUCGUGACAACGGCACCUGGUCUGGCGUCAGUGCAGUUUGUAAAGAUAUAAGCGAGUGUUCAAGUAACCCCUGCCAGAAUGGAGGUACGUGUGUGGAAGGUGUCAACCAGUACAAAUGCACCUGCCCCCAGAACUGGAGCGGCUCUCACUGCCAGCACCAAACCCAGACUGCACCGCCCGAGUGGAGCGUUAUGAACGACCCGGCGUUCAGUCGGCGACCUCGCUGCGCCCAAGUCAACCAAGCCCAACACUGCAGCUGUGAUGCAGGCUUCCACAUGAGUGGCACGUCUGACAACAGUAUCUGUCAAGACGUCAAUGAAUGCGAAGUGUAUCGGUUGGACCAAGGAGGGAAACUGUGUGUCCACGAGUGUGUGAACGUCCCCGGCUCAUACCACUGCUCCUGUCCCAGCGGUUACAAGUUACUUCCAGAUGGGCGGAGCUGUGAAGAUGUGGACGAGUGUUUGAGCCAGAAGCAUAACUGCAGCAGAGGGACAUCUUGCAUCAACACUGGGGGAGGCUUUCGUUGUGUCAACCCCGAGUGUCCCCGUUCCCACGGCAACAUCAGCUACGUCAAGACAUCUCCUUUUCAGUGUGAGAGGAACCCCUGCCCCAUGGACAGCCGCUCCUGCCAUCUGGCUCCUAAGACCAUGUCCUUCCACUACCUGUCGCUGCCCUCCACGCUGCAGACCCCCGCCACGCUGUUCCGCAUGGCGACCGCCGCCGCCCCCGGCCGCACCGGCCCAGACAGCCUUCGCUUCGGCAUAGCGGGCGGGAACUCCAGAGGCACCUUCGUCAUGCAGCGCUCAGACAGGCAGACCGGUGAGCUGAUUCUGGUGCAGCAGCUCCGCGGGCCUCAGGAGGUCAGUGUGGACGUGGAGAUGUCCGAGUACGCCGACCGCAGCUUUCAGGCCAAGCACGUGGCGAGGGUCCACGUUCUGGUUUCGCCGUACAGUUUCUGAACCUGGAGGAGAUGAAGAGCUCAGACUGAAGCCUGUACAGGAACAAAGAAGAGUGCACAAAGGCCACUGAGGGGAAAGAGAAAAUGUUGCAAACCGUCACAGAUUUCUAUCCAGUCUGCUUUACUUAUGAUGCCAGGGUCUUAAACAGUGCUGUUUAAAAGCAUAAAUUUCUCAAAAGAUAAUUUGAGUCCAUACAAAAUGUAGUUCUAAAACAAGCAUUUCAUUUAUUAAAGGUGAAAAAGCCACCUGCCUAGUUCUAUGUGCAGUAAAAGCAUUACUCCUCUCGGCAACUGUAAUGAGAGCCAAUAUUCGCAAAUGGAGAAAACAUGCACCAGAGUGAACCUUUUAAAAUUAUACUUGGGGAGCAAUAGACACUCAGAGUAUCCAUUAGUAAGAGGCUGGGUAAAACAAGGCAUCCUGUGGGAUGUUCCAAAGCCAAAACUAUUGUGGACCAAAAAAGAGCACAACUAUUCACAUUUGUUUAAAAUAAUCAAUUUUGAUGACCACCUCGACAUUUAUGAAAAUUUGGGAUACACUUUUAAAUCGGCCCCAAUUUCCUUAAUUUUGGGAGAUCAGCGAUGGGCUGACAUUUAAAUGAGAAACAGAUUUUAUCAACCAAUCUUAUCUACCUCGGCGACGGUACGGCCCCCUGUUGCUCUGCAGUGAGAGACUAUUGCCAGAUAAUUGGCUGUGUUGCUAUAGUUAGCAACUUUCUAGACAAAAUAAAUUGUAGCAGUCAAAAUCAGAAACAGCAGGUAAGGCUUUCUAUGGAUUGUGGUUGAUGAUCGGCCAGAAAACUGCAAUCGGUGCAGUAUUUUGUACACUGCUUAAACAUAAUUGGAACUUUUGAAUAGGUGUGCGUUGUGAUACAUUUGGUAUGAAACAAAAUCAGCUUUUUAGAAAAAAAAAACAGUCGAGCUGACAGACAUAUUGGUGGUAGUGUGAUGUUGUGGGCUGCUCUGCUGCUGCAGGACCUGCAUGACUUAGUUCAAUUAAUUGAACCAUAAAUUCUGCUCUCAACCUGCAGCAAGAAAAAGAUGUGGAGGGAUGACUUUGAAAAGGGGAAUGUAUGCUGGAAAACCUGCAAUAUGGCUGAAGAAGAAAAAUUCUGCCAGGGAAAAAUCUCAUUGCCUGUCAUCACAAACCUUUGAUCCCCAACAUUGGCACAGCGAGUUAUUAGGCUCAGGGACGCAAUUACUUUUUCACGCUCGGCCAGCUUGGUUUGGAUGGCUUUUUUUCCUUUGAUGAAUGAAAAAACUGCAUUUUAUGUUUUGCCAAAUGCAAAAUACUUUUUCACAGCACAGUUUAUGAAGUGUGGUUCUGUAUGACAGCGUGUGCUGCAACUUUUAAAUGCAUCUCUGCUUCAAAACUCACCUGAGUCAUAUAAUGAUGUCAUCAGCAUCAGGAUGAACUCACUGCCUUCUGAGGAGGAGAUUCAGUCGUUUGAUUCAGGGGCCACCAUGGAAAAAAACAGAUGAUCUAACUUUAAAAAGUUUCUCUGGUAGAGGGUCUCAUACAUAAACAUCCUCACCUGGCAUUAGUGCUUGUGUGGCUCUAAUUUAUUGGCAAUAUUGUUGCUGGAUUUAAAAGUGUAACAUAUUAUGUGCAAGUCAUAUCAUAUACUGUAUAUUUGUGAUUUUGUUUUGUUCCAGCUUGCACUCAUCUUCUGCCAACAGCUGCUGCAGCAUUUAUCUCUCUGUCAUUGUCUGCAUGUUAUGCAGAAAUACUGUUUUCACAAUGCAGCUGAAUUUGGCGCAUUUACUUACAUACUUGCUUGUCAUUUUGAAUAACUCCAACAUUACUGCAAUAAAGCCAGUCCAGGGUUUCA
Molecule: messenger RNA, 3318 nt
Organism: Poeciliopsis prolifica (blackstripe livebearer)
Lineage: Eukaryota; Metazoa; Chordata; Actinopteri; Cyprinodontiformes; Poeciliidae
Product: fibulin-7
Exons: 8
Coding region: 156-1490 (444 amino acids)
Molecular function (GO): calcium ion binding
Source: RefSeq, a predicted model, not a curated record